Molecule: messenger RNA, 397 nt
Organism: Gamsiella multidivaricata
Lineage: Eukaryota; Fungi; Mortierellomycota; Mortierellomycetes; Mortierellales; Mortierellaceae
Exons: 4
Source: RefSeq, a predicted model, not a curated record
UGAUCGAUUAUAUUCAGAAGAACUGGUUCAAUAAGGAGGGAAGACUGGAGAAAUGGGCGUUAUUUCACAGGGAGGCAAGAUGGACAAGUUGUCACGACCAACAAUUGGAUAGAGUCGUGGCAUGCUCGUUUGAAGGGCGAUCAUCUUGGUCGCGAUCGGAAUCUCCGUGUCGAUCGGCUUGUUUAUUUGCUGCAGGAUCGAGUAGAUAGAGAGUUUCGAUUCGCAUAUCUCAAGAGCAAGAGAGGCUUCCAACCCAUACCCUGGAGAAAGGGGGACGUGGAGAGGAAACAGAAAGCAGACAAGGUUUCGUUCGACGAGGCACAACGCAAGAUUGAUUACAACAGAGACCAGCCCUGCGAUGAUGGACGCUUACGGAUCUCCAUUCAGUCAUUUGACC